Hibiscus syriacus is the source of this 3034-nucleotide messenger RNA. RefSeq names its product calcium-dependent mitochondrial ATP-magnesium/phosphate carrier protein 2-like. Gene Ontology annotation, biological process: transmembrane transport. Lineage: Eukaryota; Viridiplantae; Streptophyta; Magnoliopsida; Malvales; Malvaceae. The record is from RefSeq and is a predicted model, not a curated record. The transcript is spliced from 4 exons. Gene Ontology annotation, molecular function: calcium ion binding; ATP transmembrane transporter activity. The coding region runs from base 658 to 2175 and encodes 505 amino acids.
CAGAAGGCGAAAAGCAAAGUCAUAACAUCGAAGGAAAAAAAAACCCAAACACCCAGAAAUUUUAAUCUCCUACUGUAUCAGAUUCUGACUUGGGGCUUUCAAAGAAAAGUGAUUUUGGAAGAUCUGAGAGCUUCGGGAGCCAGUACGUGCUAUCUCAUUAUCUGGACGUUUGAACACUACUCAUUCUUCUACCUUUAAUAAUAGCUCUCUUUUUUUUCUUUUCAUUUGCGGUAAUAUUGCUUCUUUGAUUGAUUCUUUUAUCUUAGGCUAUGACCUGUUAGAAAAGACUUAAGAAUUUAUCUCAAUUGCUAUAUGCCUGUUCCUUGGAAAUUUUGACUCCAUUUUUCCUUACUUUGACCGAUUCUCUCUUCAAACCAAAGCGAAGUGUGCAUCUUUUUCUUGUUUCUCUCAGGAAUUUGAGUCAAAUUCUUGGAUCCUUUCCUUGAUUGAUUAUUUGGGGGUGUAUCAUAAUUUCUCUGCCUCAAACAAAAAGGUCUCUUUUUUUUAUGUUCUUUGUUCCCAAUUGUAUAAAACAGAUCUCUUUCUUUCUGAGCCUCCAUGCUUGCAGAGAAGAAUAACCCCAAGUGAUAACAUUUACCGAGAAAUUUGGUGAAAUUUGCCUAAGGUAAUUAGAAGCGUUGUCGUUUUGCUAUUGUUAUGUCCGGGGCUGCGAGGCAGGGUGUGGAGCAUGUAGGCUUGCCUAAAAUGGAGGCAAAUCCCAAACCCGGAUGUUGCAACCCGGUCAAAAAACCCGGACCCGUCUCAAUGGAUCAUGUUCUUUUAGCAUUACAGGAGACUAAGGAAGAAAGGGAUUUAAGAAUUCGAAGUUUGUUCAAUUUUUUUGAUGCAGCCAAUGUGGGAUUCUUGGAUUAUGCUCAGAUUGAAAAGGGUUUGUCAGCUUUGCAGAUUCCGACUGAGUAUAAGUAUGCUAACGAUCUGUUGAGAGUUUGUGAUGCAAACAGAGAUGGGCGCGUGGAUUAUCAAGAGUUUAAGAGGUAUAUGGAUGAUAAGGAGCUUGAACUUUAUAGGAUUUUUCAAGCUAUUGAUGUCGAACAUAAUGGCUGCAUUUUGCCCGAGGAGCUUUGGGAUGCCCUUGUUAAGGCUGGGAUUCAAAUUGAUGAUGAGGAGCUUGCUCGAUUUGUAGAAGACGUCGAUAAGGAUAAUAAUGGAAUUAUAACAUUUGAAGAAUGGAGAGAUUUCCUUCUACUUUAUCCUCAUGAAGCUACCAUUGAGAACAUUUAUCAUCAUUGGGAAAGGGUUUGCCUUGUAGAUAUCGGAGAACAUGCAGUUAUUCCUCAAGGCAUCAGUAAACAUGUCAAGAGAAGCAAAUUUUUUAUUGCAGGAGGAAUAGCGGGAGCAGCUUCUCGCACUGCAACUGCUCCUCUCGAUCGCUUGAAGGUGGUUUUGCAGGUGCAAACUACAGAUGCCAGUAUUCUGCCAGCUGUAAAGAAGAUAUUGAAGGAAGAUGGUGUGUUAGGGUUUUUUCGAGGUAAUGGAUUAAAUGUUGUGAAGGUAGCCCCUGAAAGUGCUAUCAAGUUCUACGCAUACGAAAUGUUAAAGAACGUUUUAGGAGACAGUAUGGGGGACAAGAAUGGUGAUAUAGGAGCCAGUGGGAGACUUAUUGCUGGUGGCGUAGCAGGUGCGGUGGCACAAUCCGCUAUCUACCCAAUGGAUCUUGUAAAAACUCGGUUACAGACUUGUGCUGCUGAAAGUGGAAGGGCUCCAAAUCUGGGGAAAUUAACAAAGGAUAUUUGGGUUCAGGAGGGACCUCGAGCGUUUUAUAAAGGUCUUGUGCCAUCUCUUUUGGGGAUUAUCCCGUAUGCUGGCAUUGACCUUACUGUAUACGAGACCUUGAAAGAUCUCUCAAGGACAUAUAUUCUCGAAAAUAGUGAACCUGGUCCUCUUGUGCAACUGGGCUGUGGGACCAUUUCUGGAGCUUUAGGAGCAACCUGUGUUUACCCUUUGCAGGUUAUUAGAACGAGACUGCAAGCUCAACAUACUACCUCUGAAGCUGCGUAUAAGGGAAUGUCCGAUGUAUUUUGGAGAACCUUUCAGAAUGAAGGCUAUAGAGGUUUCUACAAAGGUCUCUUCCCUAAUCUUCUCAAAGUUGUCCCAGCUGCAAGCAUUACUUAUAUGGUUUAUGAGGCUAUGAAAAAGAGUCUAGACCUGGAAUAAGAACAGUUCUGAAGGGAAGUAGAGAUAAUGACGAAUAUAGUAAGAUAAUAAGAUAAUUAAACAAGCAAACAUUGGUUGUUUUGAGUUAUAUGAUAGAUGAUAGAUGAUAAUUCCCUUAAAAGAAUGGGGUGCAUGGUUGUCACAAACAAUUUUUUUGCCAAGGCUUAUCGAAACAAAAUGUUGAGAAUCAGAUUUAUAAUGUCUGACUUCCAAGCUUAUUGUUAUGGAAUAUGAUACCAUUCCUUGUUUCUUCUUUAGCCUCUAUUGUUGAUAAUGUGUUUGAUACGAGAGAUUUCUCAUAGACGUUGAUUCAGUAAGUUUACAGGUUAAAAAAAGAUUGAUAAAUGCUUUGCCAAUGAUGAAAAUGCCCAGUUGUCCUUGGGGAGAGCCUGGUUUUAUACUGGUUUCUCUUCCUGUGCCUAUGUCUUGUGUCCGUAUUUGACGUUUUUUUGGAUUCGGGUUCUCUUUUUUGUGCCUAUGUCCAGUUCCUGUAUCGAACACAGUUUCGGAUUCGGCAUGGGUAUUUGUUGAAUGUGACAUUUCAAAGUUAAGUAUGAAGUAGAAGUUGCCCACUUGUUGGCCUUCCAUCCACAAUUCUACAUGAAAAGUUUCUUCUGGCAGAGAAAGAAGCUGGUUAAAGCAGCCAGGCAUGGAAAUGCUGCAUGCCCAGUGUUAACCACACAAGCUCAUUUCAUAGCCUACACAAACCGGCAGAGGAAAUACUGGCAAAUAUUGAAACAAAAAUUUAGUUUACAGUUUGCUCCCUGAAUGGAUUUUCCAUUAGUCCGGAACGAAUGUAAAGUAACAUUUGUUCUGAAAUUCUUAAUCAUUUGAUAAUAAAUAUUUAUAUAUUUGUGUA